AUUACUGGUUCCGGAUCAACGAUUUUGGGCCCAAUGUGAGUUUUGCCGGCCAGCUUUGCCGCUGCCGCUGCAGCAAAAACAGCCGUUGUGGCCAUCACGUCCACGAGAAACCUUUCUGUAUCCGCAAUGGCGUUCUCUGCGUGUUCUACCCUCUGCAGCUGUUCCCUGGUACGCAAUUCCCAACGGCUCACGAUUCUAUCUCCUCCCACCGCCGCCAGUGGCUCUUUCCAUUUUCCCAAAUGGAAAAUAUCGCAGUUAAAUCGCAGCAAACACGAUCCUUUCGAGUUCUUAUUGUUUUCUACUAUUACCAGUCGCUCAUUGUCCUUCGCCAGAGCGGCUGCCGCAAGCAGCAGCGGUGGCGCGAUUGGUGAUCCCGAUAAGAAAGAACUGAAACUAAAAGAAGACGUAGUAGAAUAUGUUGAGGAAGAACUACCCUGGAUACAAGAGAAGGCAUUGGAUAUUGUUGAAUUUACAGGUUCCGUCACGGAGGCCAUUCCUGGGCCUCGUGUAGGCCGGAGCUCGUUGCCAUGGAUUCUUGCUGUGCCAUUGGCUUAUUUUGGGGUCACUUUUGUUAUCGCCUUCGUCAAGACCGUCCGGAAGUUCAACUCCCCUAAAGCGAAGCGUCGGAAAUUGGUGAAUAAAAAUGUCUUUCUGUGCAAAUCAAUUGAUGAGCUAUUUGAGAAAGGAAGACAGCACGUUGAUGAUGUAGAGUUGAAAAAACUGAUGCAAAAGACAAAUUUUGAUGUGGCGAGUAUUUUUCGCAAAUAUAUUCGAUAUGCCUUGAAUGAGAAGCCUUUUAACCCAGAUUUGGUAGCUGAUCUAAUUCAACUUAGGAAGGCCUCACUGUUAAGUGAUUCUCAAGUAGCUGGAAUUCUGAAUGAAACCUCAAGACGUAUAGUGAAAGACAAAGGACCCGUUGUCAUGGACAUGUCAGGCUAUUCUGAAAAGGGCUUCAAGAGAAAACUUGCAGUGCAAACUCUAUUUGGAAAGAUUUAUUAUUUGUCAGAGUUGCCAGAGUUUUGUUCGAGGGGUAGCUCCUUAACUGUUAAAGAACUAUUUGGGGUAGCAGAUGAGGAUGCUGAAAAGCUUAGGUUGCAUACUAUCUCAGACGUUGGGAACAUGGAAACACUGGAAAAGAUGGUCAAUGGCUCUGAUUCAGAAGAUUCAAAUGACGAGUGACAAGUCAUCUAAUACUUCUUAACCUGACCUUAUAUUGGAAAAGUUCAGUGAUAAGUUUAAAAAGCAAGCAAUGAUGAUUUAUCCAAAUGAUGCAGAGCGGUUGUUAAAUAGUUUUCCUUUCUAUUUUAUGUUUCAUUUUUGUUGAUUCUCCAAUUCAAACUGAAACAGUGGUAUGCCUCUUUUGCAGUUGAUACAAAAACACAAUUUUAUAUUAAUAUCACCGGACAGUGUUUCCUUUAAACACAAGUGUGCGAGUGUAGCCAGAUAGAGUGACCAAAUGAAGAAAAUGCUGCCAUUGCUACACCGCCAAGCCUUAUGCCCCUACAGCUUGAGCGGGCGAUUUGCAGACCACAUAGCAAAAAAGGAAUUAAUACCUUUAAAUGUAGCACUUAAAUUUAUAAUGUUUAUCCAGCAGCAAAUCAACAACAACAAUCCAAGUCCAUUAUUGCAGAAAACAUCCUGUUGCAUCUUACUCCAUGUCAACAUUGUGUUGUUUUCCUCCAGUCAUACACUCAUACUAGAGCUUUCUGAAGUGCAUGAGCCCUUUUUUAUUCAAAGAGGUGCCUUUUUAACUGGGAUUUAGAAUGCCUUUGCCUUGUAAGUCAUGUUGUCCAUGUGUCGUGUGCAACUAUACAAGGGUGGAAAAUGGAAAUAUAGGUUGACAUGGUUUGUUUCUGAUUUCGAUUUUCGACUGGUCGAUUUUAGUUCAUUGAAGUAGCACCUUAAAUGGAAUCAAUAUGAUUUUGUUAAGGUUAAAUAGAUUGUUCUUGAUAUG
Cuscuta europaea is the source of this 1954-nucleotide messenger RNA. The record is from the annotation of a GenBank genome assembly. NCBI's taxonomy places the organism in Eukaryota, Viridiplantae, Streptophyta, Magnoliopsida, Solanales, Convolvulaceae.